CGCUGUCCGCCCUCGCACGCGCCUCAAGACAUCUCAUCGCAAGUACCCUCGACGCCGACGCCGACGACGGUGACUUCGCCUUUCCUUUCGUUCCGCAAGUAUGAAGUUGAACAUCGCCAACCCCGCGACGGGGCAGCAAAAGACUCUCGAAGUCGACGAUGAGAAGAGAUAUCGUAUCUUCUUUGAUCAUAAAAUCUCUCAAGAAGUUCCCGCCGACUCGAUAGGCGACGAAUGGGCCGGCUACAUCCUCCGCAUCACCGGUGGUAACGACAAGCAGGGUUUCCCCAUGAAGCAGGGUGUCCUCGUCCCUUAUCGUGUCCGUCUCCUCCUUUCCGACGGUCACUCUUGCUACCGCGCACGCAAGGACGGUGAGCGCCGCCGCAAGUCAGUCCGUGGAUGUAUCGUGGCUUCCGACAUCGCCGUUCUCUCCCUCGUUCUCGUCAAGCAGGGUGAGCAGGAGAUCCCUGGUCUUACCGACAACGUCCUCCCCAAGAGGUUGGGUCCCAAGAGGGCGACGAAGAUCAGGAAGUUCUUCAACUUGAGCAAGGAGGACGAUGUCAGGAAGUACGUCGUCAGGAGGGAGGUCAAGAGCUCAAAGAAGGAGGACGCGAAGCCCUACAUGAAGGCUCCCAAAAUCCAGCGACUCGUCACCCCCGUCCGUCUCCAGCGCCGCCGUCACCUCCGUGCCCUCAAGGUUCGCCGGAUCGAACACCAGCGGGACCAGAAGACCGAAUACGAUGCGCUCCUCGCCAAGCGCAUCGCCGAGAAAAAGGAGAAGGUCGCUGCCAUCAAGGCGUCCCACAAGAAGACCGCUUAAAUGAAUCUUUUUGGAUCUUCUGGUUUUCUUACUUCGCGGGUCUCACAUACGUACGGUCGAUGCUCAUCUACCCUCAUGCCUCCGCCUACCCCUCCCCUUGCCGCUGCCUCCCUAUGACUUUCCUACAAUCUGCUGCAUGUCCUCCGUUUUCUUUACCUGUCUCCUUUUUCUAUGCAUGAUGUAUGGCAAGCAUAUCGAACUGGCGUUGAG
Molecule: messenger RNA, 1027 nt
Organism: Stereum hirsutum FP-91666 SS1
Lineage: Eukaryota; Fungi; Basidiomycota; Agaricomycetes; Russulales; Stereaceae
Product: 40S ribosomal protein S6
Exons: 7
Coding region: 101-817 (238 amino acids)
Biological process (GO): translation
Cellular component (GO): ribosome
Molecular function (GO): structural constituent of ribosome
Source: RefSeq, a predicted model, not a curated record